AUGAACGGACACGAAGUUGACUUCGCCACAUCUGUGGAGCACAAUGGAGAGUUCUACGUAAUCGGUGGUCUUGUUAUGGACGUCAUUUCGAAAGUUGGCAGUUGUGGGCUUCAGCCGAUGUUGGAGCUGACGGACUCGUUGGUAAUGGGAAAGGCGGCAUCUUGGAAUGGAAAGAUUUGGAUGUGUGGGGAUAAGGACAAGCCUGAAGCCUGCUUUUCAACUGAUUUGGCAUCGAUCAAGGCUGAGCCAAGUAGUGUUCAGGGACAUUUGACAGGCGGCUUGGUUGUCACUCAGGACACGAAUGUUUUACUCCGAAUUGCUGGAUAUACCAGAAUAACAGAAGUUUUCGAUGAAAAGAAUCAAGUCUGGCAUUCGAAUCUCAUCGGAAACAUGACGGAUAGAAUCCGAGGAUUCAGCACGAUUACGACGGGGCAGGAAGUUUACUUGCUCGGUGGAUUCUCAGACAUCCAAGAUGAUUACACGCCAAACAUCUGGAAGUGGGUUUCUGGCCAUCCAAAGCUAGAAGAACAACUCUACCGCAUCGACCCCAAAGAGGAGACACUAUAUCUCCCUGGAGGAUACGCAGGUCUCUUUUUGGUCAUGAAUCAGAGUAAUCGUGAAAACGAGUUCAAACCUCAAAGUACCGAUUCGUUCAUUUUCGAAGAACUCAUGAAAAUCGACCUCGAGAAUGGCGCCUGUGCAAGCCAUUUCCGAGUUGUUGCGAGUUUUACUUUCAACUUCGAAAUUCUAAAAAGCUCGCUUUGGGAAAAAUAUGAGAUAAACUGGGCGUAUAAAAUCGGCGGCUACACCGUCUUCACAGCGCCAAAUGAUACAGUUCAACGAACAAUGGUUGGAAAUAGUCCUUAUUCAAAAGAAGAAAUUUAUGAAAUGCUCUAUUCGACAGAUCAGAUGCUGAUUUACUUGCUAGAAGAUAUGCUAAAGGAGCGUGAUUUAUUCUGGGAAGAGCCAGUCUUCUUUCAGAACAAAAAAUAUAUCGAAGAACUGGACAUUUACGAUGACCUGGUCAAAAAGUACGUCACCGGAUAUUCAGUCGAUGGUGUUCCUUUAACCACAACUUAUAAUUCGUGGUACGAUAUAUCAUGCAACAAAAGCUGCGAUGAUAAUUGUGAUCAAGCUAUUCCCGCCAUGCAGUUCUUUUUCGGCCAGCUGAUCGACAAACAGCCUACGAAACUUCUUGGAAACGGUGGCCAAGGAUCUGUUUUCGAAUGCACAUGGCACGGAACAAAAGCUGCGGCGAAAUUUAUUCCCAAUCCGAAAAUCCAAUUAUUCGAAGUUUUCGAAGACGCGCCGCAUAAUCUCAUGGAUCCGCUGCGCGAGAAAAAGAUGAGACAGCUUUACACAAGCAAGGCCUCUGAGUUUUACAUCGCCAGGGAAAUCAAGCAUCCUCAUGUCUUGCAUGUGUUCGACUUUUUCUUGCAGCAUAAUAAUGGCGAAGACGAGUUUGUCAUCGUCUCUGAGCUCUGUGACUCGAAAUUGAGCCAAAUCAAUUUCAACAUUUCAGCCAUUUUCAAGUUUUUCCUACAGGCUCGGUCGCGGGAGAAUUCCGAAAAUUCAUGGGGAUGUGCUGGGGAAAUGUCUAUGCGUCGAUUUCGGGGGAUCAUCAUCGCCCAGUGGUUUCUUCUUAUAGCCGUAAUUAUUCUAUUCAUAACUGCUGUCACUCUUGUUCCACCCCUUGGAGACGGCUUCAUUAUAUCGAACAUUGGACUUGCCAUCAUCGGAAUGACCGCAUCCGGUCUUGGCAGGAGUGUUUAUACUUCCAAAAAUAUGAAUAGCCAGGACUGGUUGUUGAAGAAAGCGCUGUUGAAUGUAACCAAUUUAUUCUUCGUACUCGCAAUAAUUUGGAACAUGCUCGUUGGUGCUGGAGCAAUUGUAUUAACAGCCUUAAAUUUCGGUGAAAAUCUGACUCUGGAACGGAUUAUGCCUUGUAUCAUCUUGUUCAUUCUUUAUAUCGUCCUUUUCUUCAUGUCUCUCGUUACUCUCAUUAUGCAGAUGGAUAAGUUUUUCGAGCAAGACCACCCUUUUCAAUCCGUUGUAGAAAAUGCAAAGAAGGAAAAAGGGGAGUUCCUUGCUAAGGAUCCAAAGCAUGAAGGAAAAAUUUGCGAAUACGUAGAUGAAUGGCUUGACAGGCUUGAAAACAACUACGAUUGCGCUGAGUACGAGGACAGAUUCGAUGAAAUUCAAGAUUACCUUGACUAUACCGCCGAUUAUUACGGAUGCGGUCUUGAACUUUGUGGCCUCACUGCUGGAGCGGAACAAGUCGCAACAACUACUGCGCCGCUCUUCUUGACUCUUCUGCUUUGGCUUUUCAAGUGA
Messenger RNA from Oikopleura dioica, 2334 nucleotides. Lineage: Eukaryota; Metazoa; Chordata; Appendicularia; Copelata; Oikopleuridae. The record is from the annotation of a GenBank genome assembly.